CCGCCGGGCCCCUGCCCGCCCGCUUCACGCUGGUGGUGGUCUUCGGCACCGGGGGCGGCCGGCCCGGGCUGCGCAGGGCGGUGCUGGGGGCCGUCAGAGCCGGGAUCCGCUCCUGGGAUAUCGACCUUACUGCCUGCAACCUUGACCAGCAACUCAAACUCUUUGUCUCUCGUCACUCUGCCACCUUCUCGGACAUCGUAAAAGGUCAGCGCGCCCUCCAUCACCGCGGGGAGGUCCUGGAGACGUUGGUAUUGCUGAACCCUUCCGACAAGUCGAUCUGUGACGAGCUCCGCAACCUGAUCACUGACCCUUCACGGCACAAGCUGCUGAUCUUUGCCGGGCCCUGCAUCGAGGAGACGGGGGAGCUGGUGCUGCAGACGGGCACCUUCUCUUUGCGGGACUUCAUCCAGAUCUUUGCUGACAAAGAGGUCGGGGAGCUGCUCAGCUCUGCAGACCCCUCUGCCAAGACCAGCUUGACCGUGGUUUGCCCGGACUUUGGGGAAUGGAAGGACUCCCGGCUGGGCCCUCACAACCUGCUGGACUUCAUCGACCUGCGCUUCAACCCGGGCUGCGUGCUGCCGGAGAUGGAGGGCCUGCAGGAGUUCCUGGAGUACCUCUCCGAGUCCCUGGACCCUCCGUCGCCCUUUGACCUCCUGGAGCCACCCAGCACCGUGGGUUUCCUGAAACUCUCCCGGCCCUGCUGCUACAUUUUCCCGGGGGGGCGAGGCGACUCGGCUUUCUUUGCCGUCAACGGCUUCAACAUCUUGGUCAACGGGGGCUCCAACCCUCGGUCGUCCUUCUGGAAACUGGUGCGCCACCUGGACCGCGUCGACGCCAUCUUGGUGACCCACGUGGGCACCGACAGCCUCCCCGGGGUGAACAGCCUGCUGCAGAGGAAGCUGGCCGAGAUGGAGGAAGACCUUUCCUCUCAGGGCUCCCAGAACGAGGACUGGGGGAAGAACCUCAUCUCCCCCGAGCUGGGCGUGGUGUUCCUCAACGCCUCGGAGAAGCUGCGGGCCAUCGAAGGGGACUCGGGGGUCUUGAAGAGCUGUGACGAGGCCAGCUUGGCGCUGCAGUCCCUCCGCAAGCUGGGCAUCCGGCCCCACCCGCUCUCCCGGGACGCCGGCCCCAAGGCCGAGCCCACCAUCCUCUUCCAGAAGAUGGGCGUGGGGCGCCUGGACAUGUACGUGCUGAACCCUGUCAAAGGCAGCAAGGAGCUGGAGUUCCUGAUGCAGCAGUGGUGCGGCAACGGCUACCCCAAGGGGCUGGAGCUGCCCUUGCAGUGCCUGACCUCCAUCUGCGCCCUGCUGGUCUGGCACCCCGUCAGCCCCACGGAGAAGAUCGUCCGGGUCUUGUUCCCGGGCUGCACGCCCCAGGGCAAGAUCCUGGAAGGGCUGGAGAAGGUCAAGCACUUGGAGUUCCUCAAGCAUCCGGUGGUCACGCAGAAGGACGUGGAAUCGUUCUCCUCCUCCUCUUCCUCCUCCUCCCAAAUCAAGCAAAAGAGGACAGUCAGUCAAGAGAGCCUCAAGUCGGGGUCUCGGCUCAGCCUCACCGAGUUCAGCACGCCUGUAUCGAAGGAGAAGCGGGAGCCCAAGCUGGCCAAUCCCCGAGACCGACCGAAGGCCCCCAGCGAGACCUCGAGAGGUAGCAUCGAUGAGGAGCGGCCCAAGGCGGAGUCCUCGACGGAAAAGCUCAAGCAGGACGUGCGGCCCAAGCAGUCGAAGGAGAAGGCGGCCGCCAGGAAGGACGUGAAGAAGCCGCUGCCGAAGGAGGACGUCGCUCCGGAGAGGAAGGAGGGCAAGCCGGCCAAGAGGGAAGCGAAGGUCGACCCCCCCAGGAGAGAGGCGGCGAAGAGGGAGGAGGCCAAGAAGGAGGUCAAGGCGGAAGAGAAGGCCGCAAAGCCGCUGGCGAAGGACCUGCGUCGAACCCCCAGUGCGGAGGCCAAGAGGCCCCCGACCAAGGUGGGCAGCUUCCGGAAGGCCAUCCCCACCCUCAAGAAGGAGGCGGACAAGCCCAAGGCCAAGCCGGCCAAGGAAGCCCCGCUCAAGCGGCCGAGCAGUGCCAAGGGAGGCCCGUCGGAGAAGGCGUCGGCAGAGAACCAUGAAGUCAUCACCGUAGCCAAGACCGAGCUGGAGCCUUCGCCGCUGGGCGGCCCGGAUUGCCACGGGAACGGACUGGAGCCCCCCCAGAACGGCCUGAGCGCAGGAGCGGAUCCGGAGAGCCCGCAGCCUUUCCGGCAUCUGGAAGCCAGCUCCCCGCUCAAAGGGAUCGGGCCCCCGUCCCCGUUGGCCAAGACUCCCAAGAGCGACCGGAGCGUCAACUUCGAACUGACGCCGACAGACAUCCGGGUGGGGCUCAACCACUGCCCGGAGGCCGAGGAGGUGUGCGGGGGCAGCUCUGAAGAGAAGACCCUGGAGAUGAUGUCCCCGGCCAGCUCCGCCCCGGCCAGUGCCGGCCACACACCUUUCCACCAAUCCCCGGUGGAAGACGUGAUCAUGGCCGAGGAGCCGGCGGCCGUGAUCAACGCCUGGCGGCCCGACGGCUCCGGCCCUCGGGCGUCACACGACAACUCCAGCUCUUCCCAAGAGAAGCCGUCGGGCUGCCUGUCCCCAUGCCUCUUCCGCGACGAUGCCCAUGAUGUGUCCCCUUCCAUCACCACCCCCUCCCUGCCGGCCGAAGUGGGGUCCCCUCAUUCCACCGAGGUGGACGAGUCUCUCUCCAUCUCCUUUGAGCAGGUCCUGCCACCGGUGAGCGAGUUCCCCCAGGAGGAAGGCGGCAACGUCCGGGCUGGAGGGCUCACCCCAGAGCCGGAGGCCGCGGUCGGCAAAGGGGGGAUGUCUCUGCCCAUCCGGCCCUGCCACCCCCACCACGGCGCCCAGCGGUUGGACGGCCACGUCUUGCCCAGGUCGGGCCGCCGCUCAGAUUCUCCCCACGACGUGGAUCUCUGCCUGGUGUCCCCGUGCGAGUUCGAGCACCCCAAGUCGGAGAGGUCUCCGUCGGCCAACUUCAGUCCCCGGGACAUGUCCAACAGCAGCGACUUCUCUCAAGAGCUGACCAAGCCCGUGUCUCACCGGAAGGGCCCGCGGGGCCGCAAGCCCCACCCCCUGGCUGACGAGACCCCGCCCACCUCGUUCAGCGAAUCGCUGCCCACCCUCUCGGACUCUGACAUCCCGCCUGCCACGGAGGAGUACCCUUCCAGCGCGGCGGAUGGCGGGCUGGACUCGGACGACGACCCGGAGAGCCUGGCCCGGGCCCGCGACCCACUCCCGGCUGCCCUGAAAGACCCUUGCCCCCUUCCCGCCCAGCCCGGCAUCUGCAUGGUGGACCCCGAGAGAGAAGGCACGGCCAAGGUCAAGAGGACGCCCCAGCGGGUGGGCUCUGCACCUCCCAAAGCGGACACCCCCAAAGCGACCCCUGCCAGCAGCAGCAGCAGCAGCAUCCGGGCCAAGCCUUCUUCAGCCACUUUGGGGGAGAGGGCCCGACUGGGCACCCUGGGCAGGAGUGAUUCCUCGGCGUCCCGCACUGCCAACGAUAACAAGGCGCCCGUCGGCCACCGGGGCACGAGCACUCGGCCGCUCGCGGGAGCCGGCAGGUCCUCUCCGGCAGGCCCCAAGGCCGGCCUUCCGCGCCCCACAGUCUACCUAGAGCUGGCCUACAUCCCCGGCUCCACGAGCGCCCAGUGGGUGGACGAGGACUUCUUCCGGCACAUCCGCUCCCAGUGCUACGUCAUCAGCGGCGAGGACCACGUCAAGGAAGGCGUCAUGCGGGGCAUCCUGGACGCUCUUCUGGCGGGGAAGCAGCACUGGGCGAACGACACCCAGGUGACCCUGAUCCCCACCUUUGACUCGCUGGUCAUGCACGAAUGGUACUCGGAGACCUUGGAGCGGCAGCAGGCCCUGGGCGUCACGGUGCUUGGCAGCAACAGCACAGUGGCCAUGCAGGACGAGACCUUCCCCGCGUGCAAAGUGGAGUUCUGAGCGGCUCCUGAGCCCGGAGGCUGGAAGAGGCGGCCGCGGUGCUGCUGCAACGGCCCCCCUUUCUCUCCCGGCGGAAGGAGAGGCGUCCCCGUUUUGGGGCAGGCCUCGCGUUGCGCCUUGGGCGCCAGGGGACGAGAGCGCCGCCCCCUGCCUCCCUGGGCUCGGGAGGCGCGCGGGGCAGAGACUUUCCCGGGACGCUUUUCCGCAUCAAAUCUCGUCCGCCGUUGGUCUGUUUCGUUUGCAUGUUCACCGCCGGAGCGUCUCACCCUGGUCAAGCACUGAGGGGGUCUGGGAGCAGGUGACUUUGGGGAGGGGGCGACUGGCCCGGGAGUCGUUCCGCCCUUUUCCACUCCGCCCUGGUGAUCUCCCCGCAGCCCCUCCCUCCUUCCCUCCCCACCUUCAAGCCCCCACAGCCGCUGGAGGGCAGGCUCUGCCCGUCGCCCUGAAAACCCUGCCCAGGAAAACGUCACGCGGCUCUUGCACGGAGGUCCGGCAGCGACGCUCUCGAAACACGAAGCGGGGUCCUGGGCACGAAGAGCGGGCCGUGAGGGCUGGGCCGGGCACCUCUGGCUGCUGGGAGAAGCCGUGGGGAGAGGCGACUGGGAUUCGUGGACGCACUGGGUCUGGGUGCCCUUUCCCCUUGCGGUUUGGUUUAGCGGAACAGGGUCUUUGGGGGGGUGGGUGGGGGUGGCCCCCCACGAGGCAGAGCUUGCUUUCCAGGCGGGGUCCCAGCUGCCCCCGUGGUGUGGCAGCCCUUGUCCCUGCAGAAUCCCGGCCGGUCGUCGGUUUGCACCUGCCGGCCGGGCCCUUUCCCUCCACGGCCUCCCCCCACCUGGCGUCCCUCCGAUGCGCCGGCCUGCAGCCCCCGACACAUCCGAAGGGCGCCAGGUUCCCCAGCCCUGUUGAUGUUGCUUGCUCCCUUCCCCAACACCCCCCUCCGGUCCCCAGAAGGCGCCGUGGGCUGACGGCAAGGGUCCGCCUGCCCCCAUCUCCGUAGGCUGACGGG
Messenger RNA from Elgaria multicarinata webbii, 4983 nucleotides. RefSeq names its product microtubule associated protein 1S (gene MAP1S). Gene Ontology annotation, molecular function: actin binding; microtubule binding. The coding region runs from base 585 to 3977 and encodes 1130 amino acids. Gene Ontology annotation, biological process: regulation of microtubule depolymerization; microtubule cytoskeleton organization; axonogenesis. Lineage: Eukaryota; Metazoa; Chordata; Lepidosauria; Squamata; Anguidae. Gene Ontology annotation, cellular component: dendrite; microtubule associated complex; microtubule. The record is from RefSeq and is a predicted model, not a curated record. The transcript is spliced from 7 exons.